This is a messenger RNA of Drosophila grimshawi, 1482 nucleotides long. RefSeq names its product senecionine N-oxygenase (gene Fmo-2). Lineage: Eukaryota; Metazoa; Arthropoda; Insecta; Diptera; Drosophilidae. The transcript has 6 exons. The record is from RefSeq and is a predicted model, not a curated record. The coding region runs from base 113 to 1396 and encodes 427 amino acids. Gene Ontology annotation, molecular function: N,N-dimethylaniline monooxygenase activity; NADP binding; flavin adenine dinucleotide binding.
AGUCACUUAUCAACCAGAGAGCUGAAGAGACGUAUCAUUGAAGUGAAGUCAAGUAAAGCAAAGUAAAUUAAACAAGUUGCUCAGUGAACGUAAAAGAAAUUAAUUUGUGAAAAUGCACAAGACUCCAAUUAACGAGUUGCGUCGCGUGUGCGUUAUUGGAGCCGGAACCGCUGGAUUAAGUGCAUUGAAAAAUGCACUGGAGGAGGGCUUGGAGGCAGUCGCCUACGAGCAGGGCACCGAAAUCGGUGGCACAUGGAUAUUCUCGGAUAAAAUGCCCAAAGAUGAGUACGACGAGGUGCACAGCAGCAUGUACGAGGGAUUGCGCACAAAUUUGCCCAAGGAAGUUAUGGGUUAUCCGGACUACCCUUAUCCCACAGAGAUUGACGAGUCCUUCAUAACAUCGCAGCAAGUAUUGGAAUUCCUGAGAUCUUAUGCGAAUCACUUCAACUUGUUGCCGCACAUAAAGUUGCAACACGAGGUCAUCAGGGUGCGACCCCGCUUAAACGAUUGGGAGGUCUAUGUUUGGGAUCACAUCAACGAUACUUGCAAUCCGAUCUAUUAUGAUUUUAUAUAUGUAUGCAAUGGCCACUAUACGGAACCAGAUAUGCCCCAAAUCGAGGGCAUGGAUCUCUAUGAGGGCAAACAAAUUCACAGCCAUCUAUAUCGCAAAGCUGACAAAUUUAAAGAUCAGACAGUUUUAAUCAUUGGCGCUGGUCCCAGUGGCAUGGAUAUCACAAAUCACAUUCGAGUUGAGGCCAAACAUGUCUAUUUGAGUCAUCAUCUGUCGAUGACACCGAAUACCACAUUUAUGGGCAAUGUGACACAGAAACCGGAUGUGGCACGAUUCACCAAAGGGGGUGCCAUCUUCAAGGAUGGCAGCGAGGAGAGAUUCGAUCAUGUUGUCCAUUGCACUGGCUAUCAUUAUAGUUUUCCCUGUCUGAGCACCGAUGUGGGCAUCCAAGUGAUUGAUAAUUUUGUGCAACCCUUGUGGAAGCACUGCAUCAAUAUUAAUAAUCCGACAAUGUCGUUCAUUGGACUGCCCUUCAAUGUGAUACCGACGCACAUCUUCGACAUGCAGGUGCGAUUCACCCUGAAAUUCUACACGGGCCAGCGACAGUUGCCAACCAGGGAGCAAAUGCUGGCGGAACUGGAGAAGGAGCAAGGAGAGCGUUGGGCAUGUGGUUAUCCCAAUCGCAAGAAGGCCCAUCAAAUGGGCGAACGACAGUUUGAUUAUUACAAUGAGCUGGCAAAUAUGACGGGCAUUGAGAAUAUUAAGCCGGUUAUUUUAAAGUUGAUGAAGGAUUGCGGUAAGAAAUAUAUUUUCGAAUUGGAUACUUAUCGCAAUCAUCGCUACAGGGUCUUGGAUGAUGAGAGCUUCUCAAAAUGCCCAUUGUGAUUUCAUUCUAUAUGCAUUUCUGUAUAUUAUGUAGCUUAUUUGCAUUUAAUUAUAAAAUUAUAAAAAUAAAUUUACUGAAUUUAAAA